This is a messenger RNA of Micromonas pusilla CCMP1545, 1203 nucleotides long. RefSeq lists its product as uncharacterized. The transcript has 2 exons. The annotation marks the transcript as partial. The record is from RefSeq and is a predicted model, not a curated record. Gene Ontology annotation, molecular function: protein binding. NCBI's taxonomy places the organism in Eukaryota, Viridiplantae, Chlorophyta, Mamiellophyceae, Mamiellales, Mamiellaceae.
UACACCGCCGCGGUCGGCGCGUACAUGAUCGCCGGCCGACCGGACGAGGCGAACAAGCUCGUCCGCGAGAUGAACCGCGAGAAGAUCGACGCGGGGCCGCGUCUCUACAACACCCUCAUCGCCGCGCACGGCCGCGCGGGGGACAUCGAGGGCGUCCGCGCGGCCGAGCGCGCGAUGCGCGCGGCGGGCGUGCGGCCCAACGGAGCGACGCACGGCGCGCGAGUCGCCGCGUACGCGCGAUGCGGCGAGAUCGCUCUCGCGGAGAAGGCGCUCGACGCCGGGCGCGCCGACGCGCGCGCUGGGAAUAAACCCACCGUUUAUGCGUACACCGCGCUCGUGCAGGCGCUCGCGCGGAGCGGCCGCAUGGACGAGGCGAGGGGGUGGCUGGACGUCAUGCGCGCGGACGGCGUCGCGCCGAACGCGCACACGUACAGCACCAUCGUGGACGGGUUGGUGCGCGCGGGGGACGCCGCCGCCGCGGAGUCGGCGCUGCGAGAGAUGAAAGCGAACGGCGUGGAGCCGACGGCGGUGACGUACAACACGCUGUUGAAGUCGUGCGUCGCGGGGGUGACGCCCGCGGACGCGCUGCGCGGGGGGCGCGACGGUUCGAAUUCUUCCACCGGUUUCGAGGCCGUCGAGCGCGGCGACGACGGUUCGAAUUCCAUCGAGACGACGACGGACCGGGACCGGCUGAAUCCGCCGCCCGGCGCCGACGCCGACGCGUCCGCCGCUCUCAAUCGCGCGCGACGCGUCCUCGAGUCCAUGCGCGCGUCCGGCGUCAGCACGACGGUCGUGACGUACAACACCCUCAUCGACGCGUGCGUCAGCGCGGGGGAGCCCACGGAGGCGAUGUUCGGCGUCCUCUCCGCGCUCGUCGCCGCGGGACACCGCCCGGACGUCGUCACGUACACGACGCUCCUCAAACACUUUUCGCGCGCCGGCGACGCGAACGCCGCCAGGUGGCUCGCGCGCGAGAUGGAGGCGGACGUCGCGGUCGCGCCGGAUGCGAGCGCGUAUAACUGCCUCAUCGACGCGCUCGUCAAGGCGGGGGAGGUGGCGGAGGCGGCGUCGUGCGUGCGGCGGAUGCGAGGUCGAGGGUGCGCGCCGGACCGGCGGACCUACGGCGCGUUGCUCGACGGGUUUUGCCGCGUCGGCGACGUCCGAUCCGCGGCGGGGCUGUACGACGCGCUCAUGGACUUAGGC